Pteronotus mesoamericanus is the source of this 4940-nucleotide messenger RNA. RefSeq names its product dispatched RND transporter family member 2 (gene DISP2). The record is from RefSeq and is a predicted model, not a curated record. Gene Ontology annotation, molecular function: transmembrane transporter activity. Gene Ontology annotation, cellular component: membrane. The transcript has 8 exons. Bases 31 to 4230 code for a protein of 1399 amino acids. NCBI's taxonomy places the organism in Eukaryota, Metazoa, Chordata, Mammalia, Chiroptera, Mormoopidae. Gene Ontology annotation, biological process: smoothened signaling pathway.
AGCGCCCGGACAGCGGCGCCGCCCACGGGCAUGGACGGAGGUAGCUGCAGCAGCGGUAGCGGUCCGGCUCCCGGCCCAGGUCCGGAAGGGGAGCAGCGGCCCGAAGGGGAGCCCUUGGCCCCAGAUGGCAGCUCCCCGGACAGGUCCCAGAGCAAGGAUGUGGCCCCUGAGGCAAGCCCAGAAAGAAGCUGUUCCCUCCACAGCUGCCCCCUAGAGGACCUUUCCAGUUCUUCGGGACCUCCACCAGCAACUUCUACCCUCCAGCCUGUGGGCCCAUCCAGUCCCUUGGCCCCUGCCCACUUCACUUAUGCCCGGGCACCACAGGAAUCCCGGGGGGGCAGUUCCCUGCCAGGGCUUGGGGACCGGGCAGCUCUGUGCUCCCAUGGCUCCAGCCUCAGCCCUUCCCCAGCCCCGUCACAGCACGAUGGAGCCUGGAAGCCACCAUCUGUGCAACGCCAUGUGGUCAGCGUCAGGCAGAAACAGGCCUUCCGGAUGCCAAAGAGCUAUUCCCAGCUGAUUGCUGAGUGGCCAGUGGCAGUGCUGCUGCUGUGUCUAGCUGUCAUCCUCCUCUGCACCCUGGUUGGACUCCUGGGGAGCCACCUGCCCGACUUCUCCACGCCCUUGCUGGGCUUUGAGCCUCGGGACACAGAUAUUGGGCGCAAGCUAGUGGUCUGGAGAGCACUGCAGACCCUCACGGGCCCCAGGAAGCUGCUUUCCCUUUCCCCAGACCUUGAGCUGAACAGCUCAAACCCACAUACCACCCUGAGCCCUGAACCCUGGAGCAGUGCCCAGGAGGGCAUGGUCCGGCCCCGGAGGAUGGUGGAGCCCCUAGAGGACAGAGGGCAAGAAAGUUUCUUCUGUGGCCCCCCUGAAAAGAGCUACGCACAGCUGGUGUUCAUGUCCACCUCAGCGGGCAGCCUGUGGAACCUACAUGCCAUCCAUUCCAUGUGUCGCAUGGAACAGGACCGGAUCCGCUCCCAUACUCACUUCGGGGCUCUGUGCCAGCGCACAGCUGCCAACGAGUGCUGCCCCAGCUGGUCCCUGGGCAACUACGUGGCCGUGCUCUCCAACCGCUCCUCCUGCCUGGACACCACUCAAGCAGACGCAGCGCACACACUGGCCCUGCUUCGGGCCUGUGCCCUCUACUACCACCGUGGUGCCCUGGUACCCUCUUGUCUGGGACCGGGGCAGGAUAAGCCCCCACGCUGUUCCCAGGUACCCACCAAGUGCUCCCGGAGCAGUGCCAUAUACCAACUUCUGCACUUUCUGCUGGACAGGGACUUUCUGAGUCCCCAGACUGCUGACUACCAGGUGCCCUCCCUCAAGUACAGCCUGCUCUUCCUGCCCACCCCAAAGGGUGCCUCCAUGAUGGGCAUCUACCUGGACCGCUUAGCCACCCCCUGGGAGCUCUCAGACAAUUACACGUCCAUCACCGGCAUGGACCUGGGCCUCAAGCAGGAGCUGCUGAGGCACUACCUGGCCCAGGAUACAGUGUACCCCUUGCUGGCCCUGGUUGCCAUCUUCCUCAGCAUUGCCCUCUACCUGCGCUCUCUCUUCCUCACGUUCAUGGUGCUGCUAGGGGUGCUGGGCUCCCUGCUGGUGGCCUUCUUUCUUUACCGAGUGGCCUUUCGAAUGGCCUACUUCCCCUUCGUCAAUCUGGCGGCCCUCGUCCUGCUCAGCAGCGUCUGCAUCAACCACACUCUUAUCUUCUUCGAUCUCUGGCGUCUCAGCAAGAGCCAGCUGCCCUCUGGAGGGCUGGCGCAGCGCGUGGGCCGCACCAUGCACCACUUCGGCUACCUGCUGCUGGUCUCCGGACUCACCACCAGCGCGGCCUUCUACGCCAGCUACUUAAGCCGUCUCCCAGCCGUGCGCUGCUUCGCCCUUUACAUGGGCACAGCUGUGCUGGCGCACCUGGCGCUCACGCUGGCCUGGCUGCCUUCCUCCGCGGUGCUUCAUGAGCGCUACCUGGCGCGCGGCUGUGCGGCCCGGGCGCAGGGCCCGUGGGCCGGCAGCGCACCCCGGCGGCUAGCGCUGGCGCUGCACCGGAGGCUCCGCGGGCUUCGGAGGGCCGCGGCCGGCACCUCGCGCCUGCUCUUCCAGCGCCUCCUGCCCUGCGGCGUCAUCAAGUUCCGCUACAUCUGGAUCUGCUGGUUCGCGGCGCUGGCGGCAGGGGGCGCCUACAUCGCCGGUGUCAGCCCCCGCCUUCGGCUGCCUACCCUGCCACCGCCCCGCGGCCAGGUCUUCCGACCCAGCCAUCCCUUCGAGCGCUUCGAUGCAGAGUACCGCCAGCAGUUCCUGUUCGAGCUGCUACCUGAGGGCGAGGGAGGCCACAUGCCCGUGGCUUUAGUGUGGGGUAUCCUGCCUGUGGACACUGGGGACCCCCUGGACCCUCGCAGCAACAGCUCGCUGGUAAGUGACCCUGCCUUCUCAGCCAGCAGCCCUGAGGCCCAGCGCUGGCUGCUGACCCUCUGCCACAGAACUCGGAAUCAGAGUUUCUUUGGUGCCCAGCCCGAGGGCUGGCCCACAGUGUGCUUCGUGGAGACCCUCCAGCACUGGAUGGAGAGCCCUGGUUGUGCCCGCCUGGGGCCUGGCCUCUGCUGCGGCCACUCAGGCUUCCCCUGGGCACCCCAGCUUUUCCUGCACUGCCUCAAGAUGAUGGCUCUGGAGCAAGGCCCGGAGAGCUCCCGUGACCUGGGACCCCGCUUCAAUGCCCAGGGCAGCCUGACUGCCCUGGUCCUACAGUUCCAGACCAACUUCCAGUAUAGUCCAGAUUACAACCAGGCACACCGCUUCUACACUGAGGUCAGCCACUGGCUGGCAGCAGAGCUGCGCAGGGCACCGCCCGGCCUCCGCCAAGGUUGGUUCACCAGCCGGCUGGAGCUGUACAGCCUUCAGCACAGCCUGAGCACCGAGCCUGCUGUGGUGCUGGGCCUGGCUCUGGCGCUGGCCUUUGCCACACUGCUGCUGGGUACCUGGAAUGUCCCACUUAGCCUGUUCUCUGUGGCAGCUGUGGCAGGCACUGUACUGCUCACCGUGGGGCUCCUGGUUCUACUUGAGUGGCAGCUCAACACUGCUGAGGCACUCUUUCUCUCUGCCUCUGUGGGCCUCUCGGUAGACUUCACUGUCAACUACUGCAUCUCCUAUCACUUGUGCCCACACCCCGACCGCCUGAGCCGCGUGGCUUUCUCACUGCGUCAGACCAGCUGCGCCACGGCCAUGGGGGCUGCAGCCCUGUUUGCGGCUGGUGUGCUCAUGCUGCCUGCCACAGUGCUGCUCUAUCGCAAGCUGGGCAUUGUCCUCAUGAUGGUCAAGUGCGUCAGCUGUGGCUUUGCCAGCUUCUUCUUCCAAUCUCUCUGCUGUUUUUUUGGACCGGAGAAGAACUGUGGUCAGAUCCUCUGGCCCUGUGCCCACCUGCCGUGGGAUGCUGGAACGGGGGAGACGCGGGGCGAGAAAGCAGGCCGCCCACGGCCAGGGCCAUCAGGAGGGGCGCCCGGCUCUUGCUCAGAGCAGUAUGAGCUACAGCCCCUGGCACGGCGCCGGAGCCCCAGCUUUGACACCAGCACAGCCACCAGCAAACUGUCCCACCGGCCCUCAGUGCUCUCCGAGGAUCUACAGCUGCAUGACGGCCCCUGCUGCUCCCGUCCCCCACCGGCCCCUGUCUCCCCAAGGGAGCUGUUCCUGGACCACAAGGCAGUCUUCAGCCAGUGCCCAGCCCUGCAGACCUCCUCCCCUUAUAAGCAGGCUGGCCCCAGCCCCAAAAACCAGGCCGGGCAGGACUCCCCAGGACAGAAAGCUGAGCCUGCGCAAGCUUCACCAGACGCCCCAGACCACGCCCCGGAGCCUGAAGCCGCAGAGCCACCUGAUUGCCUCUGCUCCUCAGCCAGCACCCUGGAGGGGCUCAGCGUCUCCGACGAGACCUGCCUAAGCACCUCUGAGCCCAGUGCCCGUGUGCCAGAUUCCAUGGGUGCCUCCCCAGAGGACCUGGAUGAAACUGAGCAAUCAGUACCUGAGCGGGGCCAGCUGAACGGGAAGCGGGACACCCUGUGGCUGGCGCUGAAGGAGACUGUGUACGACCCAUCACUGCCUGCCUCCCACCAGAGCAGCUCGUCCUGGAAGGGCCGUGGGGGGCCCGGGGAUGGCAGCCCUGUUGUGCUGCCCAACAGCCAGCCAGAUCUGCCAGAUGUUUGGCUGCGCAGACCCAGCACCCAUACUUCAGGCUACAGUAGCUGAGGGAGGCCCAGGGAGGCCAGACCAGGGUACAGAGCCUGUCAGGGAUGACAAGGCAGGGACAGCCAUCCAGCUGGAGCCUGAUGGUACUUCCCCAUGUCAGCAUGGAGAGGUCUCACCCUCCAGCUGUGGACUUUAAACCCUGCCAGGUGUCUGGAGAAUUCAGUGGGCAAAGUCUUUGGAGGGAAAUGCCAAGCUCUCCUUGUGACCUGCUGAAGGCUUCUGUGCCCCCACAGUGCCAACCAGGACCCACCCUGAGCAAAAGAGUCCUGGGGAAUCGCAGCAGCCUCCGGGGCCUCACACUUUCCAGGAGCUCUUUAUCAGAAUCUCUUUGGGGAGAUUCUUUGUGCCAGAAUUGGGCUGGGGACUCUGUCCUGAACUGCCCUUCCCCCUUCAUGUACCCCAAUCUGACCAGAAGUUCACAAGGCCAGGCAGAGAUGGGAGGAGCAGAAGGAGGAGGGCUGGUCAGCCUCGGGCCAUCCCUAUGAUGUGGCAGGCUGGUCCCUCCUAGGAAGCUGCUGUGGCAGGGAAGAGUGGUCUCCCCUGUUAACAAUCAGAGUCCUUUCCAUCCCUGCCUCUUUUAAUUUACAGAACACUUCUGUUCCUGUUGUCUCCUUGGGCUGUCAUUUCACUAUGGGGUAGCCUGCAGUCGGCCACGUUCUUUUGCCUCCAAUUCAUAGGUAAAGAUGUUUAAAAUAAGUAAAGUGAAGUGA